Messenger RNA from Schistocerca piceifrons (Central American locust), 2285 nucleotides. RefSeq names its product cytochrome P450 4C1-like. The record is from RefSeq and is a predicted model, not a curated record. The transcript is spliced from 7 exons. Lineage: Eukaryota; Metazoa; Arthropoda; Insecta; Orthoptera; Acrididae. Gene Ontology annotation, molecular function: oxidoreductase activity, acting on paired donors, with incorporation or reduction of molecular oxygen; monooxygenase activity; heme binding. The coding region runs from base 111 to 1622 and encodes 503 amino acids.
GCGGCACAUCGAGCUGAAGGCAUCACCAGCUACCGCCAAUUUCCCCUGGUGAUAUCUUUUGGGACCAGUUUUUAGGUCGGUUAUUGGGAGCCCUCAUCACCUGUUGACUAAUGGCGUGGUGGCCGUGGCUGUUGGUGCAGUUGGUGGUGUGGUGCUGCGCUGGCUUGGUGGCUGUGCUGUGGUGGAAGUGGGCCACCAGGCCCCAGAUCGACGCUCCCGGGCCACCCACACUGCCCAUCAUUGGGAACAUUCUGAACUUCCUUGAAAUGCCGGUGACCCUCCAUAAGAUGUUCGACCUGCAUCACCAGUAUGGGAACUUGGUGAGGCUGUAUGUCGGCCCAAUGCUGCUGGUGAUGGUUGCGCACCCAGACGAUGUGCAGCACAUCCUGCUGACAUCAAAGCUGGUAGACCGUGGCGCCAUCGUCACCAACCUCUUGCGGCCCUUCGCUGGCGUUGGGUUAAUCAACAUUGAUGCUAGCCGGUGGAAGCUGCACCGCAAACUUAUCAACCCCACGUUCCACUCCCAGCUUCUGGAGGGAUUCCUGGAGGCUUUCCACGAUGGUGGUCUCUUCGUGAGCGAGCGGCUCGCUAGGACCAGAGGCGCAGCUACCGAUGUUCAUCCUCCAGUGUUCUUGGCAGCCAUCCACAACUUCUGCAGCACCAUCAUGGGCAUGAACCAUGACCUCAUACCAGACGCCACGAGAGCGGAGGAGUUGUCUGCCGCAGUGAGCGAUGGCUUGAUCACUGUACAGAAGAUGAUACUGCGGCCAUGGAUGCAGAACAAAUUUCUGCUGCGGCUGACGUCCAAAGGACGUGGUGUGUUAAAGUUCGUGAAAAUACUGGAGAAUUGGGCCAUGCACUGCAUCGCCAAAAGGUCGGCAGCCACAGAGGACGCACCUACCAAGACACGGCAGCGCCUGCUGGAAGCUCUGGUCAAGCCAGGCGGGCAGACUGCGAUACCACUCGACGAGGUUCAGGGAGAGGUUAUGAAUCUGCUAAUAGGCGGCACAGAGACAGUGUCCGUGACCGUCAGCUAUGUACUGACACUGUUGGCCCUCCACCCUGAGUGGCAGGAUGCAGCCCACCAGGAGCUGAAGGACGUCUUCGGCGAGGGUGACGACUACCUGCGGGCCCCCAGCCUUGCUGACCUAGGCAGACUCAGGGUGCUGGAGAGCAUCAUCAAGGAGACACUGCGGCUGUUUCCAAUGGUCCCGAUACUCCCUCGGGUGGCCACAGAGGAAGUCUGGCUGUCUGGAGGGUCUCCAGGGAGUGUGUUGGUUCCUAAAGGUGCACUGCUUUUCGUGAUGCCCUUACUCACACACCGCCUGCCACAGUUCUUCCCAGACCCACAGCGGUUCGACCCAUCACGCUUCUUGGAGGACCGUGUCCGCAAGGAACAUGUGUGCAGCUACCUGCCAUUUGGAUUGGGCGCUCGCAACUGUGUGGGCUCUCAGUACGGCCGCCUGCAGCUCAAAGUCUACCUGGCAGACAUACUGAGGCGCUUCCGCUUCCUGCCAUGUAGCCGACUGGAGGAUCUGGAGAACUGCGCGCUCUCCUUGAGCCUAAACCCCAUCAAACCAAUCAGAGUGUCGUGCAUGCCUCUGGGUGGCCCUAGCACAUAGGACCACUCUCAGCAUUGCUGAUUAUCGUAUUGGCCAAAGUCUGAGACGGUUUUCAUCCCUGGCACAAAACUCCUGAGAAUGACAACACUCACUCUGUCAGUGAACACCCUGUCUCCUUCAAGUUUCUGUAUGGUUCCAGCACAUUUGGCCACCCUGAAAAUUAAGAUUAACCAGGCCAUUAUCCUGAGACACUUCACCUUCCUGCUGCACAGCCACUGGCAUGAGUCAGAGGACAAUGUGCUCUCCGUCAGGCUACAGACCAUUAAGUCUAGAAAGCUUAAUGGUCUGUAGCUUCAUUGAUAUUUUCCAUGGUAUAGUACAUCUGUCUACAAAUGCAUCUGAAACUCCUAAAUCUGCAUGCCCGCCUACAACUAUCACCAUAGUCAUUCACCUCGAAAGACUGAACUUAUACUAACAUUAAAAUCAAAACGGUACACUAAAUAAAUUUGGGACCUCUAAUAAGAGUAUUGUUUUUUGUGCGUUCCAGUAACUUUAGUCGUAACUACUUGUAAGAUCGUGUAUACAGUGAAGUAUGGUCGACGACUUGUCUGUUGCUUUUACAAAGGUCUGCUAACUUGAGAACAUUUUUAUUUUUCUGUUUUUGUAAGUUCAAAUUUUGGAGGUUGCAGAGGUAGUUGCUGGCAGCCAGUAAACUUUUGUUCU